AUGAGAAGAAUACGGAUGGCUACUACCAUUGCUGUGGAUCCAAGUUUAAGCAUGCAAAUUGUGAGAGGCGGCUCGAAUCAACACGGUGCUGUGGUUGAAGAAAUUCAAGGACUGAUUAAAGUGUACAAAGAUGGACAUACGGAGAGACCACAAAUUGUUCCAUGUGUUAGCCCGACAUUGCCUCCGGUGUUUGGUGUGACGACGAAAGACUUUGUCGUCGACGAGUUCACCGAUGUUUGGGCACGUUUUUAUGUUCCAAAAUCGAACGGGAAGCUCCCUUUGGUCGUUUACUUUCACGGUGGAGGGUUCUGUGUUGGCUCGGCUGCUUGGAGUUGCUACCAUGGUUUUCUAGCAAAACUAGCUGCCGAAGCUCGUUGCUUGAUCGUCUCGGUUAAUUAUCGGUUAGCCCCCGAAAACCGACUUCCGGCUGCUUAUGAAGAUGGGGUCAAGUGUGUUACGUGGCUAAAACAUGAAGUUGUAAAAGGGUCAAGUGAAUGGUGGUCUAAGCAGUGCGAUUUGAGUAGCGUCUUCUUAGUCGGUGAUAGUGCUGGUGCCAACAUUGCACAUAAUGUGGCAACGAGACUCUGCUUUGAUAAUCCUUACCCUUUGAUUCUCAAAGGCAUUAUCUUAAUACAACCGUUCUUCGGAGGCGAAACGCGUACUGAAUCCGAAAAAAACACGGUCCAAUCUCCUCGGUCUUCCCUCAGCUUGUCGGCUUCCGACACAUAUUGGCGAUUGGCAUUGCCGUGUGGUGCCAACCGGGACCAUCCAUGGUGCAAUCCGUUGGGAAAAGGGUCGGCGAAAAUGGAAGAGACGAGGCUUUUGCCGACCUUAGUGUGCAUAUCGGAGAUGGAUAUAUUGAGGGAUCGGAAUCUGGAGUUUUGUGGUGCUUUGGCUAAAGCAGGGAAGAAGGUGGAACAUGUUUUAUAUAAAGUUGUUGGCCAUGCAUUUCAGGUUCUUAGCAAGUCUCAAAUCUCACUAACUCGAACCAAUGAAAUGAUUGCUCAUAUCAAGGCCUUCGUCUCUGCUGAUUAUUGUCCUCUGUAA
Molecule: messenger RNA, 1047 nt
Organism: Hibiscus syriacus
Lineage: Eukaryota; Viridiplantae; Streptophyta; Magnoliopsida; Malvales; Malvaceae
Product: probable carboxylesterase 6
Exons: 1
Coding region: 1-1047 (348 amino acids)
Molecular function (GO): hydrolase activity
Source: RefSeq, a predicted model, not a curated record